AUGUUUAACUUCAUAAAGAAGUCGACCGUUUUGGCAAGCGGUGACUCUGGUGGCUAUGAGGAAAGGGAUGGAGAAAAAGAAAGAAGGAAAAGGGAGAAGAAGGAGAGAAAAGAAAGGGAAAAGCGGGAGCGAAUAGCGGCCGGGCUUGAGGAGCCUUUAAGAUUGGAGGAGGUUCGAAGGUCUUUGAAACUCCGAGGCCGUCGUAAAGAGAAGGAGAAGCUGCCCUCUGGAAUCACUGCUGAUUAUACGGCUUCUCUAUUCGCACAUCUCGAACAGGAUUCGAAUUAUUCGAAUUACCCAAUAAUCAAUACCUCUGGCUCAAAUUCGAACCUUAGUGAUGAAAAUAAUCAUUUAUCACCGAUUUACCCCACCACUCACACUUGGCAUAAAAAAGAUGGAGUCCUGCAGUCAGAUAGUUCAGAGACCUCCUUAAAUUCGUUGAAUAAUCCAAACAAUGCUAAUAUCAGCCCACGUCAAGCCCCGAAUUUACCUCCUGUACCACCACGCCCACCAAAACGAGGCAUACUCAAAGGUCCACGCUUAAGCAACACUAGCUCGAAUUCCCAAGAAAGUAAUGUCCAUAAUUCAGAUACCGUAGAUUUCUCGAAUGGUCAAGAUUCGAAUGUUUUGGCUCGAAAUACGCAGCAAAAUGAACUUAUUUCUUAUGGCAUCCCACCCUCUAAGAGCACAUCGUCAAGUGACGAUAUGCAACUAAUUCAAAACUUUACCAAAAAAGUAAUCCAUAGUCCUGUUGAAACCCAAUUCAAGAAUUAUAAAAAUAAUGCAAAUACAGCUAUAACGAAACAAGAUAUCGAUGAAGCACCUAAGACAAAUGGUAAUGGUAAUAGCUACCUUGGCGUAACUUCUACAUCGCCUAGUGCCGAUUCCCUUACCGACACCACAAACUCCUCGUUCGCCACACCACCGUUUUCAACUUCCCCUGUCGGGGAAUCACAAGGAUUUCACAGAUGGUCCAGGACUAGUACAUUUGACGACGUUUAUUUACCAUUACCGACAAUAACGCCAUUGCACUUGCCUAAACCUAGAGUUUUGACGAUACAGCGUCAGAAAGCUCCAAGAAAUGACUUUGGAUUCAGCCUUCGAAGGGCAGUGAUCCAAGAAAGAAUUUUUAUCGGCGACAUGAAAGAUUUGACAGGCACUAACAGUGCAAUGGUAAACGGCGAUAAUAAAUGCAAUGGAAAUUUAAUGACGAGUAAAUUAACAUACAAAGCAGUGAUCCUUGCUGAACCAGGUUCAUAUCCUGGUUCAAGUGAAACAGGACUGAUGCCUGGUGACAGGCUUUUAGAAGUAAACGGGGUAAAUGUUGAGGGUAAAAACAGAGAGGAGGUUAUUGAUCUUAUUAAAAGCAGUCAGGAUUUCGUUACUGUAAAGGUGCAACCUAUAGCAGAAUUAUGUGAGUUGUCACGCCGUCGUGCUGCAGAUGGUGGUGCAGAAGUUGAACUUUCCGACAGCAACGUGAGAGGUGGUACUCUCAGCAGAUCUGGAAGCAGGCGAUUCAUUAGUACACAAAGGAGUCAACCCUUAGAGCAAGCUUUAGAGUCGAGACUUAGUGCUGAGUAUGAGUAUGAUUGCUUAGCGUUAUGUCUUGACUCUGUACUUUUCUCAGAUUUAGAAUGA
This is a messenger RNA of Pieris macdunnoughi, 1638 nucleotides long. The record is from the annotation of a GenBank genome assembly. Lineage: Eukaryota; Metazoa; Arthropoda; Insecta; Lepidoptera; Pieridae.